GUGAGCUGAUGGUGAGCCCGGCUGUCCAGGUGAAAUGUAAGCUCCUUGGUUUACAGUUCCACACAAGCUGCCAGGAUGGUGUAUGGAGAAUUCUUCCACCGAAAUAAAGGUGAUGAGGAGGUGCUGAAGUUAAACGUCGGGGGCUUUAAGCAGUCAGUAGCCCAAAGGACUUUGUUGAAGUUCCCUCAUACAAGACUGGGGAAACUACUCAAUUGCCAUUCAGAAGAAGCCAUACUUGAACUCUGUGAUGACUAUAAUGUUGCUGACAAGGAAUAUUACUUUGACAGGAACCCUUCCUUAUUUAGAUAUAUCUUGAACUUUUACUACACGGGGAAACUCCACUUCAUGGAAGAGCUGUGCGUGUUUUCCUUUUGCCAAGAAAUCGAAUACUGGGGUAUUAAUGAACUUUUUAUUGAUUCUUGUUGUAGCAACAAAUAUCAGGAAAAAAAGGAAUGUAUUUCAGAGGACUGGGAUCAGAAGAGUGAUGUCAUCAGCAUGGACUCCACUUCUGACCAGUCCUCUGUUUUUGAGAAGGAACUGGAGCUCUUUGAUAACUUAAAGUUUGGAAACUUUCGCAGAAAAGUAUGGGUCCGUCUGGAAAACCCGGCUUUUUCUUUAUCGGCAAAGCUUAUAGCUAUUUCUUCCCUAAGCGUGGUCUUAACGUCAAUAGUAGCCAUGUGCAUCCAUAGCAUGCCAGAAUUCCAAAAGGUAGAUUACAACGAACGACAACUCGAAGAUCCAGUCCUCGCAGUGGUGGAAAUUAUAUGCAUUGUCUGGUUUACUACAGAAUUGGUCGUCAGGCUAUCGGUAGCUCCUUCACAGAAAAAGUUUUGGAAGAACCCCAUGAACAUCAUAGAUUUUGUCUCUAUAAUUCCUUUUUAUGCCACCCUGGUUCUAGACAGGCAAGACGAAGAGAAUGAAGGCAUUGAGAACAUGGGAAAGGUCGUCCAAAUCCUGAGACUGAUGAGGAUUUUUCGGAUUCUAAAACUUGCCAGGCACUCGGUUGGGUUGCGGUCUUUGGGAGCCACUUUGAGACACAGCUAUCAUGAAGUUGGGCUUCUACUCUUAUUUUUGGCUGUUGGGAUUUCAAUAUUUUCAGUUCUGGUUUAUUACCUGGAAAAAGAUGAUGAAUUGUCCCCUCUUGUGAGCAUCCCUAUCUGCUGGUGGUGGGCCACCAUUAGCAUGACUACGGUUGGCUAUGGAGACACACAUCCCGUAACACUGUAUGGAAAGCUUGUGGGCAGUGUUUGCAUUAUCUGUGGUAUACUAGUAGUUGCCCUUCCAAUAACCAUCAUUUUUAACAAAUUUUCUAAAUAUUAUCAAAAGCAGAAAGCAAUAGAUGUAGAUGGCUGCAAUGACGAUGAACAAAAAGACAAAUUUAAUGACCUUCCUUAUUUCAACAUAAGAGACAUAUAUGCAAGAAGGAUGAAUUCCUUCAUUUCCAGUCUCUCGUCUGUCGGGAUUAUCGCAAGUAAUGACUCAACAGAUGCCUCUAGUAUCCAAGAACUGGAUGAUGCUUAUAAUGCCACUUUCAAAUGA
Molecule: messenger RNA, 1539 nt
Organism: Nanorana parkeri
Lineage: Eukaryota; Metazoa; Chordata; Amphibia; Anura; Dicroglossidae
Gene: KCNS3
Product: potassium voltage-gated channel modifier subfamily S member 3
Exons: 2
Coding region: 76-1539 (487 amino acids)
Biological process (GO): potassium ion transmembrane transport; protein homooligomerization
Cellular component (GO): membrane; voltage-gated potassium channel complex
Molecular function (GO): voltage-gated potassium channel activity; protein binding
Source: RefSeq, a predicted model, not a curated record